UUAAUCAAUCAUAUCAUGUCUUCCGAUAUCUCAGUCAUUCUUCCUCGUGUUCUAAUCGUUUCUAGACGAACCGUUCGAAAGAACAAGUUCGUUGAUUUCGUUGGGGAAUAUCACCUUGAUCUUAUAGUAAGCUAUGGUGCAGUUCCUGUUAUUGUUCCUCGUGUCUCAGGGGUGCAUAUGUUGUUGAAUAGCUUCGAACCAAUCCAUGGUGUCCUUCUAUGUGAAGGAGAAGACAUUGACCCUUCAUGGUACGAACAAGAUAACACAUGUCUUUCUCAGGAGGAGUUGGAUGAAAUCAGAAGGCUUCAUGCGAGUGAUACAUCCAUUGACAAAGAGAAAGACUCAAUUGAGUUGAGCCUCGCCAAGCUUUGUCUCGAAAGGAACAUUCCUUACAUGGGAAUAUGCAGAGGUUCACAAGUUCUGAAUGUUGCAUGUGGGGGUACCCUUUAUCAGGACAUAGGAAAAGAGCUUUCAAAAAAUUGCCCUGAAAACCAAAGAGUGAUGCAUAUAAACUAUGAUGAUUAUGACGGUCAUAGACAUGCUGUUAAGGUUGUCAAAAACACCCCUUUGCAUCAUUGGUUAAAGGAUUCAUUGGAAGAAGGGAAAAUGGAGAUUUCAGUUAAUAGCUAUCACCAUCAAGGUGUCAAGAGAUUGGCACAACGUUUUGUCCCAAUGGCAUUUGCCUCUGAUGGCUUGAUUGAAGGGUUUUAUGACCCUGAUGCUUAUAAUCCAGAAGAGGGCAAGUUUAUUAUGGGAUUGCAAUUUCACCCAGAGCGUAUGAGAAAGCUGAAUUCAGAUGAAUUUGAUUACCCAGGAUGCCCUUUUGCUUAUAAGGAAUUUGUAAAAGCAGUAAUUGCUUAUCAGAAAAGGCUGAAUAGUUUAACAUAUAUUCAAAAGCCUCUUAAGCUUAACAGGGAAAUGGAGAAUAAAAGGAAAAUCAUAGUGCGUAGCUUUUCACUAGCGAAAAACCUAUACACAAUGGGCCGUGGGAAUUGUUCUUCCAAAGAAUCUGAACUUGAAGCUGGGGCUGAAUUUCUUGAGUCAAACACAGCUUUGAGUGUGCAGCAAGAGAAACGGUUAAAGCAAAUGGGAGCAACAGUUAGAAAUGCAGGGUCAUACAUAGAGAGAUUGAAGCUGAAUGAGGAAAGAGAAAAAAUGGCUAGAAAUGUUAUGGGAAAAAUGUCAGUGGAGCAAUUGUCAGAUCUCAUGUCUUUCUACCACACCAUGGGGCAGAUUUGUUCAGAAGUGUUGGAAAGAAAGAUACAUGAUGUUGUGAAUGACUUUGCUUCUUGA
Molecule: messenger RNA, 1293 nt
Organism: Gastrolobium bilobum
Lineage: Eukaryota; Viridiplantae; Streptophyta; Magnoliopsida; Fabales; Fabaceae
Product: putative glutamine amidotransferase GAT1_2.1
Exons: 4
Coding region: 16-1293 (425 amino acids)
Cellular component (GO): cytosol
Molecular function (GO): hydrolase activity, acting on carbon-nitrogen (but not peptide) bonds, in linear amides
Source: RefSeq, a predicted model, not a curated record